CGCUCCCACCCCUCCCAUCUGUUCUCCUGCAGCUUCCCUGUAUAGCUUUGUUGUUGGGUGUGUGUGUAUGUAUGAGAGAGUCUCUCUCUUUUCCUAGCUGAUGGACUCUUUCCUUGCUGAUCUCUCCUUACCUGGAUGCAUGUUCUCAGUGGGUUGAUCCUCUCGGCUCUCCAGAACAUUUGGUCCUCUUAAUCCUCCUCUGAUGGCCUCAUCCUGGCGGCCAAGAGGCAGAUGACACAGAAGAAGAUAGAUAUAUAUGACCGGGGAACUAAUAAACAAAUGGUUGACACUCGGGAAUGAAACGUUUAGCAAUUCUGGGCUUGACCUUCUACGGCAGAAUGAGUCAGGAAAAUCAACAACCUGCCAAGCCCCGCCAUUUCCUGGCCAUAUAAAGUUGCUGAUCUCUCAUGUGUCGGGCUUUGACAUCUCUUGAUAGCUGAAAGAAGCAAAAGGAAUGAAAAGACAGCACUGAAAUCUAUCUAUCUAUCUAUCUAUCUAUCUGUCUAUCUAUCUAUCUAUCUAUCUAUCUAUCUAUCUACACAAUGGUUUUUUGGAAGGAUACCUAAUUGAAAAAACACCACUUUAGAGCUUUCUUGGAUUCGUGGGAUUUUAUCACCUAUCAAGCAAGUCUCGAAAGGAGAAGCUAUGCUUUUAUAGUUAACAAGACAAUUCGGACAGAUUUUUUUUUUUAAAAAAAAUAGCAUAUAGAGUAUAAAACACACACUGUGAUAACCAUAUCUAGAUAUAUCGUCUCAAAAUGGAUGAUGGCCAUAGAAACAAGAUGAACAAAGUUUCUGACAAUUACCGUUAUCAAGAUGGCGGCUACAAAGGGUAUGCUCCCAAUGAUGGAUACUAUCAAAGUGGGGAGGAGCCCGGUCAAGAGGAAGAUGACCAGAGUGAUGCCACCGAAGGGCAUGAUGAAGAUGAUGAAGUCUACGAAGGAGAGUACCAGGGCAUCCCUCACCCAGAUGACAUCAAGAAGCAGAAGAAGAAAGCCCCAGAGGUGGCCGACGAGUUUAGAGCCCAUGCUGACCUCCUGGCAGAGAAGAUGGAGGACGAAGAACAGCUGGCUCACCAGUACGAGAACAUCAUUGAGGAGUGCAGUCAUGGGCGCUUCCAAUGGAUGCUCUUCACCGUCCUUGGCUUGGCACUGAUGGCAGAUGGGGUGGAGGUCUUUGUGGUUGGAUUCGUCCUGCCGAGUGCCGAGAAGGACAUGUGUUUGUCAAGCACCAACAAAGGGAUGAUAGGAUUGAUUGUCUACCUGGGCAUGAUGUCAGGGGCUGUUACAUGGGGUGGCCUGGCAGACAAACUGGGCCGGAAGAAAUGCCUCAUCCUGUCUCUCUCCAUCAAUGCAUCCUUUGCGUUCCUGUCCUCAUUUGUACAGGGAUAUGGAUUCUUCCUCUUCUGCCGCCUUAUCUCUGGUUUUGGCAUUGGAGGGUCCCUUCCUAUUGUCUUUGCCUAUUUCUCCGAAUUCCUGUCUCGGGAGAAGAGAGGAGAGCACCUCAGCUGGCUUUGCAUGUUCUGGAUGAUUGGCGCCCUCUACGCCUCCAUCAUGGCCUGGAGCAUCAUUCCACAUUACGGAUGGGGCUUCAGUAUGGGGUCCAACUACCACUUUCACAGCUGGAGGGUGUUCGUGGUUGUCUGCUCUCUGCCCUGCAUAGCAUCGCUUGUGGCCCUAAAGUUUAUGCCGGAAAGCCCACGUUUUUUGCUGGAGGUUGGCAAGCACGACGAAGCCUGGAUGAUCCUCAAGCAAGUCCACGAUACCAACAUGAGAGCCAAAGGGCAGCCAGAGAGAGUGUUUACAGUAGCCAACAUAAAAACUCCAAAGCAGAUAGAUGAAUUCAUUGAAAUACAGUGCUCUACAGGGACGUGGUACCAGCGGUUUUUUGUUAGAGCUACGACCACCUUCAAACAGGUUUUGGACAAUGUAAUAUAUUGUUUGACCGCCCAGUACAGAAUGAACACACUGUUCCUGGCAAUCGUGUGGUUUACAAUGGCCUUAAGUUACUAUGGCCUUAUUGUGUGGUUCCCUGACAUGAUACGGUAUUACCAAGAGGAAGUGUAUAAAUCUCGUGAGAAAACCUUUAAUCGGGAAGUAGUGAAGAAUAUCACCUUCAACUUCACCUUGGAAAACCAAAUCCACCGGAAUGGGACAUAUUUCAAUGACAAGUUCAUCAAAAUGAAGUUGAGAGAUGUGACUUUUGAGGACUCUGUAUUUGAAGAAUGCUACUUCGAAGACGUGACGUCAAGUGAGACCUUCUUCAAGGACUGCACCAUUAUAAAAACCACCUUCUAUAACACAGACCUCUACAAGCAUAAAUUCAUUGACUGCAAGUUUUUAAAUGUUUCCUUUGUGGAGCAGAAGCAGGGUUGCCACCUGGAUUUUGAGCGAGACAACGAUUUCCUAAUUUACCUCGUCAGCUUCCUAGGCAGCCUGUCAGUCUUGCCGGGCAACAUCGUCUCAGCAUUGUUGAUGGACAAAAUAGGCAGGAUCAAGAUGAUUGGGGGUUCCAUGCUGGUUUCUGCCGUGUGCUGCUUCUUCCUUUUCUUCGGCAACAGUGAGUCGGCCAUGAUUGGCUGGCAGUGCCUGUUUUGUGGUGCCAGCAUUGCCGCCUGGAAUGCCCUGGAUGUGAUCACCGUGGAGCUCUACCCCACACAUAAAAGAGCCACAGCCUUUGGCAUCCUCAACGGGCUUUGCAAAUUUGGGGCCAUCUUGGGGAACUCCAUAUUUGCUUCCUUUGUCGGGAUAACUAAAGUGGUCCCCAUCCUCCUGGCUUCCUCCGCUCUGGUUGGGGGAGGCCUCCUGGCCUUGAGGCUGCCGGAGACGCGUGACCAAGUCCUGAUGUGAGCCGCCUGAGGGAGCAGCAAAAUGUCAACAGACAGCGACGAGCCACGUUUAGAAGAAAAUCAAAAUGUCCACCAAUAUUUCUCUGCCAAUUCCUCAGCUCUGAGGAGGGAGGGGGAGGAAGAGGCACCCCAGUGAGAAAAUGUUAAACCCUUAGUUUCUAGGACUGUUGUGCUGUGGUCACUUGGCUAGGAACACACACAUACACACACGCUUUGCCCAUUGCUUGAAAGCUAUCAGUUGUUAAGGGGUCACACCCCACCAUUCCUCGGAAAGUGUGUGAACUUCUCAGACACUACCAAUAAUAGCAGCCUUCCACUUGUGCUUGUAUGUACUGGGAUGCAAGUUGUAAAGACUGGUGCAGGGAAGUGAGCCCUUGAGCUCACUUGAAUGGCUUGAUAUCCACAUUUCUAUAGCUGUCCAAGCAAUUAGCAGGAUAAUAAUAAUACUCCAUUUUUUUUUAAAAAAAGGCAGCUGAACUUCAAGAGAGUUCACAAGCCAGCUGGUUUAUUGAGAGGGAAGGCUACCCUUUGGGGAAGUCACCAGCCGCCAGCUAGACAUUUGCCGGACGAUGCCCUCAUAUUUUGAGAACUUAAACUGACACUCCCAACCUUGUCUGCCCUGUUUUCAGAAGGAAAGCUGCUGAUCCUCUCUUAUAGAUCAGACUUCCAAGUUGUCUAAAAUCACAACCACCACCUUUCUCUCUCUUAUAGAUGUGCAAGAGACCUUGUGGGAAUUUCUGGUCUGUAUUUGUUUAUAUAUAUAUACACACACACAUACAGAUAUAUAUGUCCACACAUGUUCACUUUCAUUUUCACCAAGUUAGAAAUGUCCCAACUACUCACAAGAAUUAACUGCAACAAUUUGAACAGGACCUGGGGAAAGAGGGAUGCUAAUGUAAGUUUCACCCACCUAUCAGUAUUUCAGAUGCAAUGGUUUGGGGGCAUUUCUAUAGUAAGUAAGAGGGCAUAUGUUGUUUUGAUCUAUCUAGUGUCAUUCAAGUUUUGUUCCUUGAGCGUUUAAUUAUUCCUGAAACCAAAUAUGUACAUAACCUGCAGUGUAAACAGAGUUGGGGGAGUGGAUAUUUGUUCAAGUAUAAAAUAUGUUAACUGCAGGAAUGUACCAGUAUUAUAGCCAUAUUAACAAAUUAAAA
Messenger RNA from Rhineura floridana, 3998 nucleotides. It is a transcript of the gene SV2B, whose product is annotated as synaptic vesicle glycoprotein 2B. The coding region runs from base 758 to 2848 and encodes 696 amino acids. The record is from RefSeq and is a predicted model, not a curated record. The transcript has 13 exons. Gene Ontology annotation, cellular component: membrane. Lineage: Eukaryota; Metazoa; Chordata; Lepidosauria; Squamata; Rhineuridae. Gene Ontology annotation, molecular function: transmembrane transporter activity. Gene Ontology annotation, biological process: chemical synaptic transmission; transmembrane transport.